AUGGACCUGAAAGAUGAAUCUUCUUCGCGCCAUCUAAAUCUAAAGAAAGUGAAUGUUGACCAUUCAUCUUCUGGAGAUGCUCCUUCCACUCCAAAUACAUUUCAGCUAGUAACUGAAGAAGAAUUAAUUGGACGUCUAAUAAUUUUGGGAUCAGUAGUCGCUAGUAUUGGUGGCCUAUUUUACGUAUUUAUUCGAGGCACUGUGGGUGGAACACAAAUGAAUGUGUCAUUCUCAAUUUACGGAUUUCUAUUUUUCUUUUCCGCCUUAUUAACAUUUUAUUAUGCGCGCAAGCGGGAUUUUGGUCAACAUAAGCGAUGGGCUGUACGAACAUUUGCUUUGGCCAUCGGGAGUGCAUUAUAUCGUCUCUAUGUGUUCCUAUUAAUCUCUGACGUGAAAAAUUCAGCGAUGAGCGAAGAACAAAAAAAAUCUCUAAUUAUUACCGGUUGGCUUUUUUAUUUCCCAAAUUUGCUAAUAGCUGAAUUGAUCAUUUGGUUAUUAUGGGGCUAUGGAAGACAACCUAGGAUUAUCAGCGUCAUUGAAAAAGUGGAAAACAAACUUCAUCAUAAGAAUAAUUCGGAUGAUACUCAAAAAUUUGUUUAA
This is a messenger RNA of Ambispora leptoticha, 600 nucleotides long. The record is from the annotation of a GenBank genome assembly. NCBI's taxonomy places the organism in Eukaryota, Fungi, Glomeromycota, Glomeromycetes, Archaeosporales, Ambisporaceae.